AUGUCUGCCAUCGAUUUCUUCAAAGCCCCGAAGGGACCUUUCCACCGGUCGACAUAUCCCUUCAUCAACCCUACGCGACCUGAGCUAUCUACCAAGGGGAAGACAGCCAUAGUCACAGGAUCCGGACAAGGAAUUGGACUUGCUAUUGCGAAAUCUCUCGCCAAGUCAGGCGUUUCUGCACUGGGUUUGAUCGGCCGUACGGAAAAGACCCUCUUAUUCACCAAGGAGUCGAUCAAAGAGAUAUCCCCAGACACCAAGGUCUUCACCUAUGCUGUCGAUGUCGUCGAUACUAAGGCGCUAACUGAGGCCUUGGCGUCCUUCGUGGCUACCACCGGCGCCAAGAUCGAUAUCCUCGCUGCCAAUGCGGGCUACCUGCCUGAUCUCACCUCAAUCUUGGAUGCGGACGCUGACGACUGGUGGAGCACGUUUGAGAUAAACAUCAAAGGCAACUUCAAUCUUCUGCGGGCCUACCAGCCUCACGCUGCACGCAAUGGUGUCGUCGUUCAUACCAGUACCUCAGCCAUCCACAUCCCUUACAUGCCGGGGUAUUCGGCCUAUCGUGGAUCCAAGGCCGGCGCCACCAAGGUGUUUGAGAUGUUCGGAGGGGAGAUGCAAGAGCUGGGUAACGGGAAAUUUGGUGAAAGUGUCAAGGGGUUUCCUUUUGACGACGUGGAAUUGAGUGGCGAUUUCGUCAAUUGGGUAGUCAGCGAUGAAGCCAAGUUUCUGAAUGGCAAGUUUGUUGCAGCGAAUUGGGAUGCAGAGGGCAUGGUGCAGAUCAAGGAAUCCAUAGAGAAGGACCCUUUUAUUUUCACCAUGAACCUAGUUGGGUGGCUCGAGUUGAUUGGAGCCAGGGGACCUUGA
Neoarthrinium moseri is the source of this 861-nucleotide messenger RNA. RefSeq lists its product as uncharacterized. Gene Ontology annotation, molecular function: oxidoreductase activity, acting on the CH-OH group of donors, NAD or NADP as acceptor. NCBI's taxonomy places the organism in Eukaryota, Fungi, Ascomycota, Sordariomycetes, Amphisphaeriales, Apiosporaceae. Bases 1 to 861 code for a protein of 286 amino acids. The transcript has 3 exons. The record is from RefSeq and is a predicted model, not a curated record.